Exophiala xenobiotica is the source of this 2689-nucleotide messenger RNA. RefSeq lists its product as uncharacterized. Gene Ontology annotation, molecular function: aspartic-type endopeptidase activity. Gene Ontology annotation, biological process: proteolysis. The record is from RefSeq and is a predicted model, not a curated record. Lineage: Eukaryota; Fungi; Ascomycota; Eurotiomycetes; Chaetothyriales; Herpotrichiellaceae. Gene Ontology annotation, cellular component: fungal-type vacuole. The transcript is spliced from 2 exons. The coding region runs from base 220 to 2448 and encodes 742 amino acids.
CUCAAUUCACAUUCAUCUUCAACGACAGUCUCGUCCACCCGGUCGGCAUCCUCUCGCUAUUGUUAUAGUAGUACCAAGUCGCCAUUUGCCCUCGUUUACGGCGGUCUUGCAUGGUUAGCAGUGUCUUUCGCUCAAAUCACCCGAUUCAGUUGCGUCCGCUCCGCCUUGUUGCCCCCUGCCAAUGUCAAUGGGCUUGUUCCCUUUUGCAAUCACGACGUGAUGCGCUGCUCUAGGUCGCUUCGCAUAUUGCAUCCGUUCCUGAUAACCUACGGCUGUCUCUUGGUCGGCGUCCUUCUUCCACAGCCUUGCUCCGCCGCAGAUACGCAACCUAAACCGAUUGUCGCGACCACGAGCUCCGAUUUUCUUGGUUACGAUGGCGCUUGGUCUGCAGUGAGCCUUCGUGUUGGGACGCCAGAGCAGUGGCUGUACGUUCUCCCAAGCACACUUAGUCAAGAGACCUGGGUAAUUGGCCCGGCAGGAUGCGAUGGAACUUCAACUUGUCAGAACAAAAGAGGAGGCUUGUUUUCCGCAAAUAUGUCGUCGACUUUCGAACCGAAAGGUUUCUUUGAACUCAACUUUGACCCGUCACUGAGCGACGACGGCUCUGGCUAUUAUGGCCUCGAUACAAUUGCUCUCGACGAUGUUACAUCAGUUCCCAAUCAGAUUGUUGCCCUGGUCAAUUCGACGGACCAGUGGAUUGGGAGUCUAGGCCUCGGGGUACAGCAGACUCGUUUUACUGGAGAUCAAAACAAUCUGCCCUUUUUAUCAAGCCUCGUUCAAAAUGGGAGCUACGUUCCUAGCCACAGCUAUGGGUACACAGCAGGAGCUUCGUACCGACUCAAAGGCGUCCCUGCUUCCCUAACGCUAGGAGGCAUUGAUGCGAAUCGCUUCGUGCCCAAUGAUGUGACUUUCACCCUGAGCUCCGACUACGCUCCUGUGGUCGCUAUCAACGAGAUAUCCGUCUCUUCUUCUGCAUCCAACGGCGAAUCGUUACCUUCUAAUUGGAACUCAAAUCCUCAACAGCUACUCGACACUACCCAGACCAAUUCGAAUUUAUUUACGAUUGAUACAUCUACUCCUUUUCUGUGGCUCCCCGAAGCAGCUUGCGAUGCUUUCGCAAACGCCCUGAACUUAACAUACAAUGACACUCUUCAACUUUACCUAUUUCCCAGCGACAAUUCUUCAUCUCCUGACAUAUUGACAAGCUGGAACCUGAACUUCACCUUUGCUCUCAGCAACCUACCUGGAUCCUCUAAGGAGAUCAAGCUCACACUUCCGUAUGAUGCUUUCAACCUUCAGUUAUCAUACCCAUUCCCAAAUCUGGACGCAGAUUUCACAUCGCCCCCAACCAAUUACUUUCCUCUACGAAAAGCAGCGAACGCAACCCAAUACACUAUUGGGCGAGCUUUCCUGCAAGAAACAUACCUGACCGUUGACUACGAGCGCAACAAUUUCUCUCUAUCACAGGCUGUUUUAACGCUAGAUGCAGUCAACAAUGUGAACCUAAUGGCCAUUACUCGGCCCAACGACAGCAUAUUUCCUGGACCCCAGAUACCUGGCCAUUCUGGUCUUUCCAGUGGCGCAGCUGCAGGCGUUGGCGUAGGCAGCGCUGUGGGUGUAUUGCUGGCCGCAGGACUGGUCUGGAUGCUAUGCUUCAGAAAAAAGCGCUCCACUGACGCUGGUAGCCUCGAAAAACCCAAGAGGCGGAGUCUGUUCGCCCGCUUACAUCUGGUACCAGAGUCCAGGACCUCGGUCUCUGAACUUCUGGGCGACAAGCGCCAACCUACCGAGGUUCCUGCCGAUGCCUCUGCUGCUCGAUUUGAACUCUCGGGUAGCACACCGAUCGAGAUGCCAGCGGCGCCGGUAUCUCCACGAUACUUCGCAACCAGUGCAGAAGAGGGUCAGAGAGGGUCCACCUUUGUGAGAAAUGAUCCUCGAAGGCCUGCAGAGCUUGAGCACCGUGCUUCCAUGACAAAAGCAGCAGAGGCAGCCGUCACCGAGAGGUCAAGCUCUCCCGUACCACCGUAUUCUCCCGCAGAGAUCCAUGAGACUCGUUUCAGCACUAGUAUCAGCCCCAACAGCCUCCGGAAUAGUCGCGCUUUUGGCACUGUGUCAUCUGAAGAACCGGGGAUCAGUCCGAUUGGCGUGAGCAGCGAUGGACAUUCCAGGCAGUCCAGCAAUAGCAACGCCAGGUCUGUUCCCAGUCCCGUAUCGCCAGAAGUAACAUCCAGACCUCCUCGCCAUGCUCUGAGUGACUCGACCGAACCCCCUUCGGCCAACAACAAUCAUGGGAGCUUGAGGGUGCCGUCACUGAAUGGACGCCCACCCUCCCGCUCACCAAGCACCGGAAGCAGAUUUGUCGAGGAAGGCUUGAGCACAGUGGCAGAGGAGCGAGGUGCAAGUCCCCCAGUUGGGCGUCACAGUCCGAGAUUCAGCUGGGAGCAGUAAUUCCUGCUAGACAGGCCGCAAGCUGUGCUGUUUGAUGAUCUAAUGAUGUGUGAUGCCUGUAAUGAUUUGGAUAAGACCAAAAAAGGAUUGGAUGACUGGAAAAUGUGGAUGUUAUACAUUCAUGUGUUGUAAACGGGAGUGGGCUUGAUGCCUACCAGUGUGACUUAUAUCUGUGUAUUGUUCAGUGUCUAUGGCUUUUUUAGACCAGCUUCAUUGUUGCACUCGGAACGCUGUAGUGACG